UGGUGGUGGUGACCGAGCCGAGAUUGAGUGGAGAGAGGUCUGCUGAUAAAGCCGUCACUUUGCGGUGGUUCCCAGCCACGUUCUGAACGCUCGUCGCCAGGAGGGAGGAGAGGAGAGGGGUCGUUACUUUCCCUCCGUCCUGCAGCUGGUCGACCAGGCUACAUGGUGUGUGUUUCCUGCCCGGAGUGUGGAUGUGUGGGUGUCCAGAGAUGGAGAGCUAUGAGGAAUUCUGUCUGCGGAGUUUGGCUCUGUUGCAGGAAGAGGGGAAGUUCAAGACGAAAACAUGUGAGCCACUGUGCUCCCUGAAGGAUUGCUCUGUCAUCCGCUUCCAUGGGAGGGCUGUGCUCUCCCCUCUGCUGAGUGCAGAGCGGCGCCGUGAGAUGUGCAGCUACAGACAAAAUGCCGUCAAACUGGAGGAAGACAGACGGAACCGGCAGAGAAACAAGCCUCCGACCCCGGUUCAGGUCAUUCUGGAGCAAGUUCAGAAAUCACCAAGUCAUGAGGCUAAUAAGCUCCCAGUUUCCAAAUCGUCUACUGUAAAUGGCUACACUCUGGUUACUGACUCACCCGGGCUUCCCAGAGACCCCGGCUCUGGAGUUCAGACCAAUCAGCAGCCUGCCGUGCCGUCCUCCGAAACCCCCAUCCUGAAUGGUCACAAGCCAAAGGAGGAAGUCAAGGUGGAGAACCAAGAGAAGACUGAAGAGGAGGAAGAGGAAGAGGAGGAAGAAGAGGACAUUAGCCUGGACAGCCUUCUUAAGAGAUCCAGGGAGUAUGUGAAGCGAGAGCAGAGUCAGCAGGAAUCAAAAACGGUCCAGGCGGUCCCGGAGCCUGCUCUGCCUGAGCCCAUCCUUGUGGAGAAAGACAAGAGCCACAGUCCAGUGGGCGUAGAGUUCGGAUUCAGUCUGCACCAUAGUCCUGUUGGCGCCCCUCCAGUUCAGCAUCAGGCUCUGUAUGACCCCAGUCCUCAUAAGUCCGUCUGCCUCUCACCAAACUUUCCAGAGCCAUAUGCCUGUCUUCCCAGUCCAGAGUCCUGCAACAGUCCGAGGCCGCAGAGACGCAGGCCACGUCCAGUUUCCACCGGGAACAUCCACAUUUCAUUCCCCAUCGGUCCUGCUGACCUCGUCCCUCGCAGUCCGGGGAGACUGGGCGAAGGCGGUGCGGCGGCGGACUGGGGGGCCGCUUCUUUGGGAGACUCAAUGUUCAGUGGUCACUGGGACGAUACAAGCAGGACCGGCAAUCGUAGAUCCAGUCACUGUGGUACUAGUCCAGUGCAGGAGACCUGCAGCCCUGUUAGUGCCUCAGUCCCCAGCUCGAUGGGACGCCACGACCAUCUCGCCGCGGGAUUCCGCCGACGUUGCCACACCCUGGACAGCCAGCUGCACACCUACGGCUCCGGUGUUGAGCACGUAGACCGGAGUCAAGAGAGGGUCCCUCGCUUCAUGGCAGGAGUUACGCUGCUGGCUCCAAGUCGUCGCCCCCCAUCGGUUCCCCUGAAUCAAUCUUUCGAGGUUGAGACUCCAUCACCAACGUUCCGGAGGCCUUGUGUGACUCCUGAGUUUGCUCACGUUGCUCCUCGGAUGGAGCUCAGUGAUUCUCAGGGGCUCAGUAAUGACAGGAAAACACCAACUGCCCUUAGAAGUACAGCUGAGACUCAGACCGACAAGACGGUGACAGAGGAGACACAGUGGCGAGCACAUGCUCUGGAGGACAUGAGGAGGCGUCUGGAUGAGGAGCAUGCCUUGCAGAUGUCCCUGCUCCUGGCCGAACAGGAGAAGGAGCAACACCGCCUCCAUCUGGAGCUUGAGGAGACGGAGAGAAGACUGAAUAACCAGGGAUGUGUUCGCCCUCUCUCUGGGGAUGCUGGCGGCUGGAAUCGUCGGUCUGUGAACAGCUGUCCUCUUGUGAGCCCCUCCUGCCCGGUAUUGAGUCCGAUCCACACACCAUCUGAGAGGCCCUCUGGAAACAGUAUAGGUUUCUCCAGUCCCAUUCCUUCUGCUGUAACCUCUCCUUCUGUCCAGUCUCCUGUUUAUCUCUGGGGAUCCAGCAGGGCAGGAAACAAACCUCGGGGACGGCUCAGUCUGGUUCUGACAGCAGAGCAGCAGAGAGCGUUCUGUCACAUCGGUGCCAUCGUCCGCGGCUUCCUCACACGACGGCUUCUCAAAACAGAGAAGCUCAAACACUUGCGCCAAACCGUCGUGGACACACAGGAAUUCAUCCGUUCAUUUCAAACAGAAGCUUCACAGAAAAGAGGCAUCUACUCAGCACAGGACCUCUCCCUGCAGGAGAGAGUUAGAGCCCAGUUGCGUGCUGCCCUGUACGAUAUCCAUGACAUCUUUUUCGAAAUGCCUCUGGUGGAUCGUUUGGCACUUCUGCAGCAGGAGAGGGAGCUCCGCGCCGAGAGGAAGCUUCGAGACAUGGAGAAAAACAAAGGCCACAAGGAGAGAGUGGUUCUUUCUACUGCAACACAGAGGUCCAUGGACAGGAAAAAGAGGGUGGGUGAAUCUCCAGCACAGGUCAGGAAGAUUCAACAGAAGCCAAAGAGCCCAACGAUCAACAGAGUCCUGAAGCCAAGUCAAGGCCAAAAUUCUCCUCUGACAGGCCAGCUUAAUCGCCAGGGGAGCUGGUACAGGAAGACUCCGGAGGAGAGAGUGCGGCGCUCAGACAGCCUGAAGAAGCAACACUCCUUGGGUUGACACAUGGCUGACACCUCCUCCAACCUCUUAACUUGAUUUUAUACUGUUAUAUUUCAAACAUUGCACCGGUGAAACACAUGUCAGCGCUGCUUACAAUAUGAUUGUCUUUUUAUGAUUGUAUUCACCUCCACCCUUUAACCCACUGAAAGGCGACGUCACCGUGCUAUUAUUUUACCUGUUGCUGCUUGAUGAAGUUAAUUUUUUGUUUUAGCACUUGACUGUCAUGCUAAAGAUGGUCAUGUGAUAAGAGUAUGUGAUAACUGGAGUGGAUUUGAAGAAACUAGUAGCUGUACUUAAUUGUAAAAUAUGUAAAACAAAAAAAUAUCUGUGCCUACAAACAAUGCCUUUGCUACUUGCCAUAUGUUAGCUUGCAUGUAAUCGCCAGAUGUUUCCACAAACCUGAAGUGCAUCGAGGUGGAAGUCACAUGCUGUGUUUUUUUUUCUGUGAAUAAGCAGUACUGAAGUGUGAAUGUCUGAAUUCGAUAUUUGUGGGACUUCUGUUCAAAGGGCUUGAGUACAUGUUUGCGCUUUGACUCUUCAUUUGAUGGAGUUUACAACACACUGAGUCAUUUUUACAUUAACAUUUGGCUGGAAAUGGUUCUUGACGAAAACGUCUAUAUGUAUUUGCUUUCAGUGUUGCUGCUAGACGAACGCAUCUGCAGGCAAUUGGAGAUACACAGAAAACAUUCUUUACCAAAAAUUAACCUGUGAAGAAAAUAGCAUUCAUGUAAAUACGAUAUAAGCACCUGUUAAUAAGAAGCUACCAUCACAUUCAGUGCACUGCUGCUUCUGCUUAGCUUUCAAUGUGUUGACUUUUUCCACGAUGUUGCUUUUCUUUACAAUAUUUUCCUUUUUUAAUUUUGUUUGGGACACCAAAUUUUCAUGUUUUGUACAAACACAA
Molecule: messenger RNA, 3594 nt
Organism: Salarias fasciatus (jewelled blenny)
Lineage: Eukaryota; Metazoa; Chordata; Actinopteri; Blenniiformes; Blenniidae
Gene: ccp110
Product: centriolar coiled-coil protein 110
Exons: 14
Coding region: 192-2693 (833 amino acids)
Biological process (GO): regulation of cytokinesis; ciliary basal body organization; centrosome duplication
Cellular component (GO): centriole
Source: RefSeq, a predicted model, not a curated record